AUGAGCUCGCAUCUGUUCGCCGCCCUCCGCGCCUCCUCGCGCCCCAUCAACAGUGCCCUCAUCUCGGAACGCACAAGACUCUCUGGCACUGCGACAGACUUUAUCUCCGCUGCGGUGAGCGCAUUGGAUCGCUCGUUUGAGCCCCUCCUCCCCCAGUACUUCCCCACCCUCCUCACGGUAUGCACGCGCGCGAACAAGGUGUUCGUCAAUCGCGGGAAGGGCUGCAUCCACGCCGUCAUUGAGUACACCCAGAGUCCCGCUAUCCUCCACUAUCUUGUCGAGGCCGUCAAGGACAAGUCUGUGUCUCUCCGACUCGCCGCUUCGGAAGCGGUUAUGCUCUGCCUCAACACCUUCAACCCGCCUGAUCUGGAGAAGGAGGCGCGCGCGAAGGAUAUCGAGGCAAUCAUCAGGGCGACUGCCGUGGAUGCGAAUGCGGACGUCCGCAAGGUGUCUCGUAAGAUAUUCGAUGCAUACAAGAUCCUACUCCCAGGCAGGGUGCAAAGGUGCGUGCCGUCCUUACGGACAUAA
Molecule: messenger RNA, 528 nt
Organism: Trametes versicolor FP-101664 SS1
Lineage: Eukaryota; Fungi; Basidiomycota; Agaricomycetes; Polyporales; Polyporaceae
Exons: 2
Coding region: 1-528 (175 amino acids)
Biological process (GO): mitotic spindle assembly
Cellular component (GO): microtubule organizing center; mitotic spindle midzone; mitotic spindle
Molecular function (GO): microtubule binding
Source: RefSeq, a predicted model, not a curated record